UGAGAAUCGAAAUGUCUCACUUUGAGGCGAAUUGCAGCAAAGUUGAACAGCAGCUAAUGUAUCAUAAUAAGCCAGGCAAUGUGACGAUCUAAACACUUGCCACAGAAUCAGAGGUAAACAUCUAUGUUGCUGCUUAGGGAAUACAAUAUAUUGCCUGUACUAGCUCAUGCAAUCUGCGAGUCAUGGCGCCAUGCACACAAUUUUUCUCGUCCAGCCCACAGGUUACCCACUUACGUCGCAAGGGGAAAGAGGAUAGAAGCUAUGGGGGCUAAACAUGGGAAAAGAAGGGACACGCCGAGCAAGAACAAUACAGGGUAAGACUUGAUGCCAAGAGCGUGCCAAGCUAUCAGCACGUUGUUCCUUGCAUAGUCGCCAAGAGGCGUCAAUGGUCGCAUAAUAAUGCUCCUUCGAGAGGGACUUUUGUGGGUACAAUACUAGCUGAGGCUGCUUCCUAUUUUGGACGACAGUGGGAUUCAGACAGUACUACAAUCACAUAUAAGAGACGAGUACUAGAGAUAAUCUUCGUGAGGAAGGUCAAGUAGAAUCACCACCAUGUCUAAACAAGAGCUUGUGGAGAUGGACAGCCAAGAGAAUAUCACCGUGGUGGCUGAGAAGCCUACCGGGUAUCAAAUUCAGUUUCCACACGGAUGGAGACUGUGCUUGAUUAUAGUUGGACUCAUGAUCAGCCUUUACUUGGUCAAUCUGGAAGUGACUAUCGUCAGCACUUCGCUUAUCGCUAUCACAAGUGACCUAAAUGGUUUCAGCAAAACAAGCUGGAUCAUUACUGGGUUCCUCAUUACAUUCACUGGUUUCAUGUCCAUCUGGACCAGGGUCAGCGAUAUCAUUGGCAGAAAGAAAACCCUGUUGGCUGCUGAGGUGAUCUUCUUGGCAUUUUCGCUCGGAUGCGGGCUAUCCCCGUCAGUCAACACGCUCAUUAUAUGUCGAUCAUUCCAAGGAAUUGGUGGUGCUGGGAUUUAUCCGCUCACCAUCUUAUGCGCCUAUGAGACUGUCCCCAAGUCGAAGGUGCCCCUAUUGGGCGGCAUGUUGUCGAUAGCCAUUGCAUGCGCAGCUUUGACAGGCCCUCUCAUUGGCGGCGUACUGUCGCAGAAUUCGGAGUGGAGAUGGGUUUUCUACGUGAACCUCCCUCCUGGAGCAGUAGCCGUGAUAAUGCUAAUUAUCGCCAUGCCCGCGAACCAUGGCUCGGUGCCAUCGAAAUCUAUCGCCCAUUUAAAACCGAGCAUCAACCUCUUCCGAGAGCUGGAUCUCGUCGGUGCUAUUCUGCUACUCAGUGCCUCUUUACUGCCUAUCACUGUUUUGAAUGAAACUAAUCUGUCAUUUGAGUGGGCCUCUGGAACUGCAAUUGGGCUACUCGUUGCGGGAGGUGUAUCAUGGAUGGCUUUCUUUGCUUGGGAAUGGGCGAUCGAUGGACGUCCUGGUUAUCAUCCGAUAUUUCCAAAACGAUUACUAUUCAACCGAGCUUGGAUGGGGAUGCUUAUAAUUACCUUCGCCAGCGGUUGUCCUUGGAAUGUAAUAAUUGUCUAUUUGGCACAGCGCUUUCAAGUCCUGGAAAAGUUGUCGCCCGUAGAUGCUGGGAUCCGGCUAAUCCCGUACUCGGCCCUUGCAACUGUGGGCACCGCUGUUUCUAAUCUUGCAUGCCUUCGUGGCCGUAUCCCCUUUGUAUACCUCAUCCUCUUCGGUUCCGUGCUACAAACCGUGGGAAUGGCACUCUUCUCCAUCCUUCCUCAAACGGACUCAUUUCCCAGUGCUGGGUAUGGAUAUGAAGUUAUCGCAGGCACCGGCAUUGGUGUCACUAUCGGGAUCUGUGUUCUAGCAGUACCUUACGUUGUCGAGACGCGGGACCUAGCAACAGCUACGGGCGCCCUUAAUCAAUGCCGUUUUCUCGGGGGUGCAAUCGGCCUUGCAAUUGCGGCUAACAUCCAGUACGGAAACUUAAAGAGCGAACUAGCAGGUACACUUUCACCGGAGCAGUUACAGCAACUGUUAGAAAACAGUAGCACGGCCGGGGCCCUGCCGGCUCAGCUCCAGGCUGCAAUUGGGGAUGUAUUCGCGAAGAGCUAUAGUCAUCAAUAUCAGGCGAUGAUUGCCUUCGCAGCCAUACAGAUUCCAACAUCCCUACUAAUGUUGCGACGCGGGGGGCAGUACGUGGUGAAGGAGGAUGAAACAACUGAAUCGGAGAGUAGCGGAUCAGACACGACUGUUUGAUUAUUGCACAAGAAGUAUGUGGACGGUGCAACAUGACCUCGAGGAAUUUGUUGUUAUUGCAGACACGAUUUCAAUCAUGGAUACCCUUACAUUGUGAUCCAGGGCUUGUCAGUGGAUAGUCUUCUGACUCUAUCUCACUAGCAAUUACUUUU
Messenger RNA from Aspergillus pseudotamarii, 2375 nucleotides. Its product is annotated as major facilitator superfamily domain-containing protein. Gene Ontology annotation, biological process: transmembrane transport. NCBI's taxonomy places the organism in Eukaryota, Fungi, Ascomycota, Eurotiomycetes, Eurotiales, Aspergillaceae. The transcript has 7 exons. Gene Ontology annotation, molecular function: transmembrane transporter activity. Bases 553 to 2223 code for a protein of 556 amino acids. The record is from RefSeq and is a predicted model, not a curated record.